AUGGCCGAUUUGAUUCGAGAUACCCCUAUUGGGCAAAUUGCCCGUUACCUUACGGGCGAUCGAGUCCUUUUAUAUCCUGAAGAAUUGCCUGGUUUUGUCUGCCCAUUGUCUUUCAACGACAGAAACUCCCAUCAGCAAAGUGAAUCAUCCUCAACCAACACCGCAACUCCAUCUACCAAUGAUAUUGAGCCGGGUGCAUCCAACCAAGUGAAAGAAAAGACAGCAUCCUCGCCAUACCUCGUCGAUUGGUACAGCGAUAAUGAUCCCGAGAACCCCCAGAAUUGGUCUGGCUGGCGAAAGGCAUUUGUCACUUUCCAAAUUUGCAUGUAUACCCUUGCGGUAUAUCUGGGAUCUGCGAUUUACACCCCAUCCGAGACCGGCAUCAAAGAGUAUUUUGGCGUAUCGCAAACUGUUGCAGCACUAGGUCUUUCACUUUAUGUUCUCGCCUACGGGAUAGGGCCUUUGAUAUUUUCGCCUCUCAGCGAAAUCCCUUCAGUUGGCCGGAACUGGCCAUAUAUCACUACCAUGAUCAUAUUUGUUAUCAUUUGUGUACCCACCGCUCUUGUCGACAAUAUCGGCGGUCUUCUUGUCUUGCGAUUCUUGCAGGGCUUUUUCGGCUCUCCGGCCCUUGCCACAGGCGCUGCGUCACUAGCGGACAUCUUUCCCAUGAUCCUCCUCCCCUACACCCUCUGCCUGUGGGCGAUGGCCGCCACUUCUGGUCCAGCACUUGGUCCUGUCAUUUCAGGAUUUUCCGUACCAGCCGAGACCUGGCGGUGGAGCAUGUGGGAGAUUCUAUGGCUAUCCGGACCUGUUCUUAUCUUGAUGAUUCUUUUCCUUCCCGAGACCUCUUCACAUAACAUUCUUCUCCGACGAGCACAGCGCCUCCGCAAAGUCACUGGAGAUUUGCAGCUACAGUCACACUCCGAGGUUGUUCAGUCAGGACUGACCGCUCGGGAUGUGGCAUUUGAAGCUCUGGUGAGGCCGAUGCAAAUGAUAAUUUUGGAUCCUGCAAUUGCAUAUACUGCAGGUUAUGCUGCACUGUGCUAUGCCAUUUACUACAGCUUCUUUGAGGUAUUCCCCAUGGUCUACAUAGAGCUCUAUGGCUUCAACGUUGGUGAGAUGGGGUUGACUUUCUUAUCCAUCACUGUCGGUACUGUGGUUGCCAUUGCGAUGUACUAUGUGUAUCUCCACUUCGUUGUCGGCCCGGCAAUUAGAUCCGGUGCACCUGAUAUCCCCGAAUACCGUCUCAUUCCAGCUCUUUUCGCCUCAUUUCUCCUACCCACCGGCCUAUUUAUAUUUGCGUGGACCGGGAAUGGGCACACGCACUGGAUUGUCAGCGUCAUCGGAAUCUUCUUCUUCACCGUCGGCAUGUUCCUGGUCAUGCAAUCAAUAUUCGCCUACCUCCCAGCCGUGUACCCACAGUUCACUGCUUCGACGUUCGCUGGUAAUGAUUUUGCUCGCUCGUCACUCGCAUUUGCAGCGGUGAUGUUCUCUCGUCCAAUGUAUGAAGCGAUGGGUAUUGGACCCGGAACAAGCUUACUCGGUGCUCUCACUGCUGCUUGUAUCGCGGGAAUUUUUCUUCUUUUCUUCUACGGUAAGAAGCUUCGUGCCAGAAGCAGAUUCUCAACGAAAUAUUGA
Molecule: messenger RNA, 1638 nt
Organism: Penicillium manginii
Lineage: Eukaryota; Fungi; Ascomycota; Eurotiomycetes; Eurotiales; Aspergillaceae
Product: MFS transporter
Exons: 1
Coding region: 1-1638 (545 amino acids)
Biological process (GO): xenobiotic detoxification by transmembrane export across the plasma membrane
Molecular function (GO): fluconazole transmembrane transporter activity
Source: RefSeq, a predicted model, not a curated record